GAAGAAACCGCGACGCGUUUGUUUCCACCGAGUCAACUCUCUGAUAGGAGUGUCUGACUAAUGAAGUUCUAAUUUCACUACUGAGAUAAAUAAAAUUGCGUUGUGAUUUAGUGACAGUUUAUUUUUCCUACAUAUUUGAGAGUUUUAGUCGAUGUUCCUUCAGUCGGUUGUGUUGUUUUGACGGAAACUGAGGGGGUUUUGCUACUGUUUUGUCCCGACCACCGUGUCCUCUUACCAGACCUGAUCCAGCGGCGUCAUGAAGCUCUACAGCCUCAGCGUCCUCUAUAAAGGAGCGACCAAAGCCAACCUGCUCAAAGCGGCCUAUGACCUGUCCUCCUUCAGCUUCUUUCAACGCUCCAGUGUUCAGGAGUUCAUGACCUUCACCAGUGCCUUGAUUGCGGAGCGAACAUCUGUCGGAACCCGUGCCUCAGUCAAAGAGCAAGAGUAUCUUUGCCAUGUGUAUGUGAGAAACGACAACCUGAGUGCUGUGGUGAUCUCAGACUCUGAAUACCCACAGAGGGUCUGCUUCACUCUGCUCGACAAGGUAUUAGAAGAGUUUUCCAGGCAAGUGGACAGUAUAGACUGGCCGUCUGGUAAUCCUGACACUGUAAGCUACAAAGGUCUGGACAUUCACCUUUCGAAAUACCAGAACCCCAGGGAAGCAGACGCCAUGACCAAAGUACAAGCGGAGCUGGACGAGACAAAGAUCAUUUUGCACAACACCAUGGAGAGUCUGCUGGAAAGAGGAGAGAAACUGGAUGAUCUCGUGUCAAAGUCGGAGCAUUUGGGAAACCAGUCUAAAGCCUUCUACAAGACUGCACGGAAACAGAACUCCUGCUGUGAAAUCAUGUGAUGCUGCCGCCUCGUCCUUGUGGAAGCGUCUCUCUUUCUUUCUGCUUUUCCUACAACCCCCAUCAUGCACCAGCGAGGCACUCUCCACCAGGACGCUGUGUCAAUCCCAGAUGGGGAGCAGGAAAAACGGUGGCCGCUUUUAAACGCUACCUCUAUGUGAUGGGGGCUGAAGGACUGAAGGCGUUUAGUGGGAGGAAGUAACAGUUUUGAAUCAUGCUCCAGACCUUAUCAAAGGUGAAACAUCCGUGUGGCGACUCUGACCAGCUGAGAAUAUUUUAGCGUGACAUUAAGUACUGCCGGUGUGUCGUUAGAACGUCUUCAAACUAUUUAAUGUUAUUCAGGUUGAAUCUAAACUUAAUAUCUUGAUCUCUUAAACUUAUUGACAGAGUAUUAACCACGUGUGUGCUUUUGCAUCAAAGCAACUGACAAUCUCAUAUAUUCAACAUGUCAAAACUGGGUUCCUUGUAGCUAGAAGCAUAUAUGUCCAACAGGGGGCGCUAUCUUUAUGUGCUAUAAUCUCAAUUAGACUCUGAAGGACACGAUAUCAUAACUUUGCAGACUUUUAUGUAAAAUUUUAAGCAUCUUUGCAUUGCUACAUUUAGUUGCUUUAUUGCCUUUGUCUGUCUGAUGUUAAAUGAAGUCUUCAACAUUCCUGCCUUGGCUGAUUGUAUUGUGUGAUGAGACUUAAAGCUGAAGAGGAGUAGAAGAUUUGGUGUCAAAUAUAUUAAAAAUCUCUAAGCAUGUUAAUCAUUCUGAUAUCCAAAAUAUACACGUCACCUGAACAGAGUUUGGCCCGCUCAGAAAAAGCUGCACUCGUCUUUUGGUCCUCUCGAAACACGGAUCGCCCCCACAGGAGCCCACACCUGUCUGGGUGGGCUUUAGUCACCCCACUUCUGACUUUCACUUACAGCGAGCAUCGUUUGCUUCAUAUUUAUGUUGAAUUGAGUAGAAAAAGGAUUUCUGAUGAACCUCUGCCUUCAGAUCUGUGUUUCAGAUGUUUCUCUGCUCUCAUUGUGUACAUUUGUGAUCCAACAUACAGCUGCAGUCUGUGUAGAUUCUGAGUGCCUGUGUGUUUCUGUGUGUUGAGAAGCUUGGUGUGCCAUCUGUUGCUCUUUCUGCUUUUACAGUGUAAACUUUGGUGCAAUAUCUGCAGACUGUUGCUGUGUGUCUCUUUUGCAGUGCAGAGAAAAGCUCAAAAUGUUUCUCACAACGGACACUUGAUUAAACUUUGAUAAGCUUUACUUUUGACUAAGGUUGACGAGAGGCUUGUCCAGUGAGUUCCUUGUUUUGUUUUUCCAGAUCUUUGACUUAGUCUUUUGAAAACGUUUUUCUGGUGUUAUGCUGUAAGCUCCGGUCCAGUGGCCGCUGUGUUGGAACAGUGUGGUUUAAACAGUUUGCAUUAAAUGUUUUGAUCCAAAUGUGAGCUUCACUUUUAAAAUCAGAUGAUCACCUGUCAUUUUCUGUCUUUAUUGGUACUAGUUUAUUGCAUCAUGAGCUUGUUUGGAUUCUUUACAGAGCAUUUAUUCAUGCGCAGAUAAAAAUCAAAAUGCC
This is a messenger RNA of Xiphophorus maculatus (southern platyfish), 2403 nucleotides long. RefSeq names its product YKT6 v-SNARE homolog (gene ykt6). Bases 257 to 853 code for a protein of 198 amino acids. Gene Ontology annotation, molecular function: SNAP receptor activity. Gene Ontology annotation, cellular component: Golgi apparatus. Lineage: Eukaryota; Metazoa; Chordata; Actinopteri; Cyprinodontiformes; Poeciliidae. Gene Ontology annotation, biological process: endoplasmic reticulum to Golgi vesicle-mediated transport. The record is from RefSeq and is a predicted model, not a curated record. The transcript has 8 exons.